CAAGAAGUUUGAUCUGUGUUCUUCCAGUGGCUGCACCCGAUCUUCUGGAUCCCAAAUCAGCCACUCACAACACCAAGCCACGCCUGUCCUUCUCCAGCAAGCCCAUCGUCUUGAAUUCGAGUGACGACUGCGACACCUUGGUAUCGGUCAUGAAAUGGAAGACUGUAUCCGCCGUCUUCUUCCUGGUGGUCCUCUACCUGAUCAUCGGCGCCACUGUCUUCAAGGCCCUGGAGAAGCCUUAUGAGAACUCCCAGAAGUACGCCAUCUUGAAAGAGAAGCUGGAGUUCCUGGCCAACCACUCCUGUGUAAACUCCACGGAGCUGGAGAGACUUGUGAAGCAAGUGGUGUCAGCGAUGAGAGCAGGUGUCAACCCGUCAGGCAUCCCCUCCAACGAGUCCAGCCUGUGGGACCUGGGCAGCUCCUUCUUCUUCGCCGGGACCGUCAUCACCACCAUUGGUUUUGGGAAUAUCUCCCCUCACACGAAAGGGGGAAGGAUCUUCUGCAUCAUCUACGCCCUUCUGGGAAUCCCGCUCUUUGGCUUCCUGCUGGCUGGUGUAGGGGACCAGCUGGGCACCAUUUUUGGGAAAGGCAUUGCCAAAGUUGAGAAGAUGUUUGUGAAGUGGAAUGUUAGCCAAACCAAAAUCCGAGUGACGUCCACAGUCCUGUUCAUCCUCUUCGGGUGCCUGUUGUUCGUGGCCCUCCCCGCCGUCAUAUUCAAGCACAUCGAAGGCUGGAGCACCCUGGAUUCACUUUACUUCGUGGUGAUCACCCUGACCACCAUCGGCUUUGGGGACUUUGUGGCAGGUGGGUCAGAAAUUGAGUAUCAAGACUGUUAUAAACCCGUAGUGUGGUUCUGGAUCCUCGUCGGUCUCGCCUACUUUGCUGCGGUGCUGAGUAUGAUAGGUGACUGGUUCAGGGUCAUAUCCAAGAAAACAAAAGAAGAGGUUGGCGAGAUCCGUGCCCACGCAGCCGAGUGGACGGCCAAUGUCUCGGCGGAGUUCAAGGAGACACGGCGGCGCCUCAGCGUGGAGAUCUACGACAAGUUCCAGCGGGCCGCGUCUAUCAAGCGCAAGCUGUCGUCCGAGCUGGGCCUCAACAACACGCUGGAGAUGACCCCGGGCAAGCGGACCCUGUCCGUCAACUUCAUUGACGAGCGGGAUGGGGACUUUUCCCUCCCGCCCCUCACCAGAAACAGCAGCCUAUACUUGAAUGGUCUCGGCUUGGACUGCCCAGAGCGGGGGGAGAUAGCCAUCAUCGAACACAUCAAAUGAACCAUCUGAUGCCCGCGCCACGGCCAGUGCCACCUGUUUUAAAUUGUACCAAAUGCCAGCUGUGUCGAAAUGGAUUUACAUCACCAAGUAUCAUCUCCGUGUGUGUGUGUUACUGAUCGGAAGCAGUCACGAUCCAAAACGACAAACUUUCAUCACCGUUGGUCGCAUGCUUUCUUGGACAAGAAUGGGUCUGCCAUUAUCAAUGUACCAGAACACUGAAAGGUCACUUUAUGCCUUGUACCAGCCAAAUGGUCUGUCUGUAACUGAUUGGGGGGAAGAUGCCAAUGUUCUUUCACGAGAAAGCAAAACCAGUCUCUCCAUAUCUGUUCUUUUAAUUUUCCUCUUCUUUUGUAAACCAAGGAAUAAUACUUGUGCCUUAAGUGUUUUGAGGAGUCAUUUCUUUCCCAAAAAUGUGUGCAUGCCAAACGAAAAUGCGAAAAGUCCUCCAUCUUUGCUCUUUUGCUUAUUGAAGAGUUUCCUACAGUUAAAAGAAGUGUUGUUUUCAUAUGGGGUAAUACAUUUGAAUAUGCAUUAGUUGCUGAGCAAAGACAGAACAGGCAGAAAACCAGUCUCUGCAUUUCUGCUUGUUUCUGCUCUGAACCCCUUGCCUGAGUCUCAACAUACUUUUAUGGAUUUUUAUGGUUCGCCUCCACAGCACUGUCAGCAUAUUGAGGUGCCAGAGACUUUCUAGACCUGUAGACCAAGAGCCAUCUAGCAAGAUUUUUAAAGUGGGCAUAUUCGUUUUUAGCUGCGGACAAGCAGAAACAAGAAUCGAUCUGAUCUCAGCAGUUUAAUUGUUAUUUUUGUGGGUAUUUCUUUUCGCUUGUUACAGGGUGGCUCAAAACAUUGGUUACAGAAUGGAAGGUGUGAGACACUGUCCACAGCAAAACACAGUACAAACACUUUAUGCGAAUGCCAAAUGUUAAGCACCCUGAUCAAAUGUGGGUGCCUUUUUUAGAUAAGUUCAGUGCAGUAAGUAGCACAUGCUGUGUUUGUUAUUGGCAGACAUGAAAUAAUGACACAGCUGACUCUCAUUGACCAGACAGAGUGAGGGGAAACUGCUUUGUGGUUUGCCUGUCGUUUGCCUCUAUCUGUGCUUUUCUCAAGUCAAAUCAUUUCUUAAAUUGAUGUGGGGGAAAUGGCUCCUUUUAAGUCACUGCUCGUCAGACUGUUCAAUGGAUGAUUCAUUUUUUUUAUCAUCAAGCACAUCUACUUUUUCAUACUGAAGUGAUCACAUACAGGACUGUUUUUUCUAUCAUAAAUCGUUGGGGAAUACUGUACUAGAGGCUUUUGACUAGUUGUAAUGUAACUUGCAGAGAGAGGCACAGAGAGGAAUGACUUUGAAUGUUACUUGAAUAAAACAUAAGUAGUUAUAUGUAUGAAGACAAUGGGGGAUAUUUUGAGGGAGGUGUCAUAUUGUUAACAUGCCAAUACCACAUGUGGGGAUCAGAUAUUCCUUGAGUGUUCCACUAGCCAGUUCUACGAGAACCCCAAAAUGAUGAUAGCUAGUUGCUCGAGGGAUACUGAAACCCAUUUAUAUUUAUAUAUUUGAUCAGUGUGAUUGUUCCCUUGGAAUCAAACCAAUGAUUUUAGCAUUGUUAGCAUGUUAGCUGUCAGUUCUAAUAUGCUCACUGGGUCUCAAAUCCUACCCAGCACCUUGCUGUACCAAUUGGGUUGGAGGAACAUAUGGGGGUGGUUGGUAUGUUAGCAUAAUGUUACCUCUUUCUGCUAAGCCUAUUGAGUUGAUAAUGAAGAGGUCUCGAAACAGAGAAGUAAUCAUGACAACACAACCCAAUCCAUAUAGAUGACCGUGUGAAAGAAGACGAAGAAAAAAAAUACACACACCUGCCAUUCAAAAAUGCACUUUUAUUUAACAGCCUUUUAGUUACAAAAAUGCUAUUGUGUACACUGAUGAUUUCUGUCACCAUGAAUGAUUUUGUAUUUACGUUAUGUAAAGAUAUUGCAUUUCCAUCCUAAUUUGCAAUGUUAUCACACACAUAGCACAUAAUGUUAAUGGUCCUGUGCCCUACUGAUAGCAACCCUAAUUUUACAAAGGAAGCUUUUUUCGAAAGAAGACAAAGACAUCAGAUUAUCGAAACAAGUAUUACAUUGAAGAAACAGUAUUAACAAUCAUGUAUAAGACAUACAUUUGAAAGGAAAGGAGAAAAAAAAUCAUUAUUGGAGUAAUGCAUA
Molecule: messenger RNA, 3464 nt
Organism: Clupea harengus (Atlantic herring)
Lineage: Eukaryota; Metazoa; Chordata; Actinopteri; Clupeiformes; Clupeidae
Gene: kcnk2a
Product: potassium two pore domain channel subfamily K member 2a
Biological process (GO): stabilization of membrane potential; potassium ion transmembrane transport
Cellular component (GO): plasma membrane
Molecular function (GO): outward rectifier potassium channel activity; potassium ion leak channel activity
Source: RefSeq, a predicted model, not a curated record